Messenger RNA from Iphiclides podalirius (scarce swallowtail), 684 nucleotides. The record is from the annotation of a GenBank genome assembly. NCBI's taxonomy places the organism in Eukaryota, Metazoa, Arthropoda, Insecta, Lepidoptera, Papilionidae.
AUGGGAAACGAAGGAGAAACACCAAAAAGUACUGCGGCGGCGUCUAUUUGCUCAGCGAUCCAACAACCGGCGGCCAUGCGCGAGGACGGCAACAUCGCGCUCAAUUGGCGAGAAUGGAAAUCAUCGUUCGAUUAUUAUCUUAGUGCGUUGGGAAAGGACACCGCUCCCGCUAAGGAGAAAUGUGCAUUAUUUCUUCAUGUUAUUGGGAGAUAUGGACGUGAAAUUUUUGAAGAACUAGAUUUGAGUGAGAUUUUGAAGGUAGAUUACGAAAACUUAAUUCUCACUCAAAUUAUAAGAGGAAUUAAAGACUCGACGAUACGUGAAAGACUCCUGGCGAAAGAAACUCUCAGUUUGGAAAGUGCCGUUUCGUGGUGUCGUGCGAUCGAGAGGGCAGGCAAGCAGGCGGAGAGGUGCGGGCGCGCCGAUCAGGCUGCGCCGGCGCCGACGUCCGCCGAUCCGGCGCUGGAUGAGUUAGGAGCGGGAGCGCGAGGCCGCGGUCGGUACACCGCGCGCCGCCUGCCGCAGCGAUAUCAACCACGACCGCAGCGAGCAUACAAAUUGGAUUACGGUGAUAGAAGUGCUUAUGCGUGUGAUAAGUGCGGCCACAGACAUGGAAGUGAUAAUAAAUGCAAAGCGAAAAUUGUUAGUGAAGUCAACCACGAUGAAGAGGAUGAAAUUCAAACG